Kalmanozyma brasiliensis GHG001 is the source of this 2130-nucleotide messenger RNA. RefSeq names its product RlpA-like double-psi beta-barrel domain protein. NCBI's taxonomy places the organism in Eukaryota, Fungi, Basidiomycota, Ustilaginomycetes, Ustilaginales. The coding region runs from base 1 to 2130 and encodes 709 amino acids. The transcript has a single exon. The record is from RefSeq and is a predicted model, not a curated record.
AUGGCUCCCAUCGCCAAGACCGUCUGCAUGGCCCUUGCGGCUCUUGCCCUUGCCUCUGUCAGCGUUCAGCCUGCUGACGCUCAUCAACUCAACUCGCGACACGCCGCUGCUGGCAGCGACGUGUUCCUCAACAUUCACUCCCAUCACCGUCGCAUGCAACGCAAGGUGCGACGUACCGGUGAUUCGUCCGUCUCGGCCGCUAGUGCCGCCGCUCCCUCGUCGGCCGACGCUUCUUCCGCUUCCGCCUCUGAUGCUGGUUCCGCCUCCAAUGAUAGCUCGAGCUCCGGCGCCACCUCUCAGUCCCAGUCCGACUCCCAGACCGGUGCUCAGUCUGCCGAUCAGUCGUCGGCUCAACCCAGCACCCAGUCCAACGACCAGUCCAGCUCUGCCUCCGACUCAGCUGCAGGCUCCAAGGACGCAUCGCAGUCUGCCACCAGCGCUGGCACCAACUCGGGUGCUCAGUCGGGUUCGGCCUCGGGCUCGCAGUCUGGCACCGACUCCAGCACCGACUCCAAGUCUGACUCCGGCGCCAGCUCCAGCUCGCAGAGCGACAACAAGGACAACGACGCGGGUUCGAGCUCGGGUUCUUCCUCGUCCAGUUCCUCUUCGUCUGCUCCGUCGUCUGCCUCGUCGUCUGCUUCUGCUUCGAGCUCAAGAUCCAGCUCUGACGCCUCGAGCCCUACUUCGACUUCUUCCUCGUCGGCCUCGCACCAACACCAGGAUGCAACGACCUCCUCGUCGUCGUCGUCGUCGUCGGGCACUCACUCUGGCCAUGCUUCGGCUACCUCUUCCACUUCCAGUGAUACCGCAACCAGCACGCGUAGCUCGAGCUCGAGCUCAGCCUCGGCUACCUCGUCCUCCUCCUCCUCUGGAGCCGCUGACACCAAGACGGACGACGCUACUGCCACCAGCACCAGUUCCAGCUCCAGCUCCAGCUCGGCAGCUUCUAGCACCUCGUCUGCCUCCAGCACGGACAGCGCCAGCGCUAGCUCCACUAGCUCGGCCGCCAGUGCUCAAGCGACCGAUAACAACAACAGCUCCGACGACGCGGGUGUCAGCGCCGGUGCCGCCUCUUCGUCCAACGACAACAAGGAUGACUGCGAAGACGACAACACCGCCGGUGCUUCUUCUUCUGGCUCAAACACCGGCUCCGCUUCUGGUUCCGUCUCUGGCGCCGUCUCGGCUUCCAACUCGAACUCGGGCUCCGACUCCAACGCCGGUUCCGACUCUGGCUCUUACUCGGUCGCCAGCACGGGCUCGUCUUCGGGCGCCACCUCGGGGCACAAGUCUGGCCAUCGCCACCACCACCACAAGUCUGCUUCCAAGUCGGGUUCCGGCUCCUCCAACGCUGUGAAGGGCGGAUCAUCGUCGUCCGGCAAGAAGGGCUCUUCGUCCUCCGGUAGUUCGUCCAGCAACAACAACAAUGACGACGAUGACGACUGUGACGAUGAGGACGACGACGACAACGAGGACGACGACGACUGCGAUGACGACGGAUCCGAGGCCGAAGCCGACAGCACGCAGGACGAUGACUGCGAAGACGAUGAUGGCAGCGACGCCUCAUCCGGCUCUUCUUCUACUCCCACGAAAUCGUCGACCCCGGCUAAGUCGACGCAGCAGCAGGCCGCUUCCCCUACCGUCAACCCCACUUCGUCCAGCUCAGCAACUCCCUCGCCCACCUCCACGUCCACGUCCAAGGAUGACGACCAGAGCAGUUCCUCGUCGUCGUCUGCCUCGUCUUCCGACUCUUCCUCCACCGCCUCCUCGACCGCGAGCUCUGCUGCGCCCGCUGCAACUACCUCCUCCGCUCCGUCGUCCGGCGGAAGUGUCACGGGAGGAUACGCGACGUACUACUAUCAGAACGGCAAUGCCGGUGCAUGCGGACAGAAGAACCCUGACUCGGCUCUGAUCGGUGCUCUGCAGACGCAGCAGUACGCCAACGGUGCCAACUGUGGCAAGAAGAUCAAGAUCUCUCGUGCUGAUGACCCGAGCCGAAGCGUGGUGAUCACCGUCGCCGACGAGUGCCCCUCGUGCGUCAACAAGCAGUCGAUUGAUCUCUCCCACGGCGCCUUCACCCAGAUUGCUACCGAGGCUGAGGGCAUGAUCCCCAUCACCUGGAGCUGGGUCUAA